This is a messenger RNA of Paramacrobiotus metropolitanus, 2431 nucleotides long. RefSeq lists its product as uncharacterized. The record is from RefSeq and is a predicted model, not a curated record. The transcript is spliced from 2 exons. Lineage: Eukaryota; Metazoa; Tardigrada; Eutardigrada; Parachela; Macrobiotidae. The coding region runs from base 1067 to 1813 and encodes 248 amino acids.
UCCAUGGCCAGCCGGAACAGCACCGAAAGAGCCACAACAACGGCAAACCAAUCCGUUGUUAGCGAAUCUUCCGCCGCUGACCAGGAAGCCACCAGUAAACCAACAACCGUCCUUACAAUUGCUGCGAGUGCAGCCCGUACCUGUAAGUGAACCAGUCUUCGAAUCUGAGCCGAACUCGGGUGCUAGUUAUUCUAGCAACACUAGCAAUGCUAGUGGUAAAACUCGGCAGAAGAUUAUUUAUAACUCACCGAACGUGGGGAAAACCCAGAUAACUCGUUUGUAGAAGGCGAUAUAAUGCCUGGUAAACUGAAUGCAGCUGUUAAAUUUCAGAAGAAGAAAACGCCGAACUGGAAUGUCCGCGCAACGCGCGGUGAACCGGUUAAAUACCAGCCGGACGCAUCUGUAUUAUUGAUGCCCGAGCGUAAGACGCAUCCACAGCAUAUCCGUCGUGAUAUCGACGUUAUUCGUCGAGAUCUUGAUCAAUAUAUUGAUCGUGUUGUGUCAGUACUUGGCACCGUCAACGAUGAUCAGCGAGCGGAAAUUGGCAAGGCCAUCACGGAUACGCUGGACUUGAUGCGUAUAAUUGGAUACGAUAUUCGUAUCAAAAAUUCGAUUAAUAUGUAUAAAAUUGAUCUGUUCCGCCAGAUGGAGAUCAGGCGAUAUGAAACGCCGCGCCGUUAUGGUUUACGCAGUGCGCUGGAUAUUUCCCAGCUGAAAGAUAAAUUAAUUGAGAUUACCGUCGUCGACUGGGAAUUAAUUUCCCAAUUCAAAAUUCUAUUUACUGAAGAGCCGGAAGAAUUCCUCCUUCAGUUUAUAUUACCGGACACGGACCCAGCAAAGUUCUGGUUUUUCUGCCGUGCCGCUUGCGCUAUGCAGCGUAAGAUAGCUCCCAUGAAAAUCACAUGGGACACCAUCCCUAUCGGAUGGGGAUUAAAGAAGUAUAUUCUGGUUAUCCUCUCCGCGUUAAUGGGCAAUUGCCACGCUCAUCAUUAUGCCCGGACAUAUCGUCAGGCUGAGCAGAAUCGCCGAUUAAAGAGUUACGUUAAUCGUAUGGGGGAGCCUCUUAAUGAGGAACAGCAGGCAAAGGUCCUUAAAGAUCUUCUGCAAGUUAUGCAAAUCGAUGGGAACCGAAGCUAUCCAUAAUGGACAUUAUGACGGGAUCUAUGAUCUCAUUAAGCGAUUUGCUGAACGUCAGAACCAGGGAAAGCGCAAAGUCGCUCCAAAUUCCCCUGACACUCCGUCAACCAGUAAAACAGUCCAGCCUGGACUGAAGAAACCGAUAGUGUCGAACGACACUGUAAGAAGUGAAGAAACGCCGAAGAUAGCUAACGCUGUGCCAGUUGUAUCGGAUAGUACAGCAAAGACUGUACCAACAGCUGAUACCGUAACCACCGUACCGGCAGUGGAGACUGCAAAUAUACCAGCACCGACAAGCGGAACGCCGCAGAAUGAAGUAACCGCGUCAGUAGAAUUACUGACAAUUCAGGAAACUCCUGAGACAACGGAGCAAGAAGCUGCGAUGGAGACGGACGAGAAGCCGUCGAUAGAGAAUAAUUUUCUCUUCCCGUCCCGGCAAGCUUUGCGGGAAAAACAGCGGGAAUUGAUAGCCGCCGAUAACCCGGAUAAGACUCUUCUGGAAUUGGACAUUUGUGUUGUCACGAUUCCUGACAACGACGAUGAGCCGUUGUAUUUUCUUAUCCCCGCAGCUGAGGUGGAUGCUGACAUGUGUGAAGAUAGCGACGAAGCUAGAGCUACGUCCACCGUAUUGAGCGAUGCUCUUAAUGUAUUGAAUGCGGAACCACAGAUGCACUAAGCUGCACAUAUGUCGUGGAUCGACGCAACAAUGCGUAUGAUUGGAGGAAAAGCUCCGGAAUAAACCUGCAAAACAACACGGAUUAACGUGUGGAAUGGGAUUAAAUCGGAUUAAAUUUACCGGAAUUUUGUUACGAGUUUAGAACUCGUUUUGAUUAAUUUUACGCCGCAUUUUGCAGCGUGUGUUCUCACUAACUGUGAUGGAAUAAUUGGCACAUUUUUUUUUAAUAAAAACUGCUCAUUGCGUUGCAUUUAACACGCAUUUCCCUGUUUUUUUCUCAUUCCUGUUUUGAGCCUCAAGGGGCCUCGGCAUCCCGUCCCGUUGCAUGUCAGAGUGCUGUGCGUAGCGCACAGGAUAGUGGCGUGUUCGCCUCACCAUCAUUGGAUCGGCUCACCAUUCGCCAGUUUUCCAAACACGCUUGAACGUGUUUGCCAUUCGAGUGCCAACCUAGGAACCGUUAACAUCGUUUCCUAGCUUUUCUGGGUUUCAUGCCCUUUUUCUCACCUUUAGAGAUUUGUUUUGAUGCUGAUUAGCAUUUAUUUCAUUGAAAUAAAAGCGAUUAUUUCGAGGAGAUGUUGUUUCCGUUGUCGUUUCUCUGUACAGCAUAAUAACAGCGAA